This is a messenger RNA of Ostrinia furnacalis (Asian corn borer), 22079 nucleotides long. Its product is annotated as ankyrin-2. Gene Ontology annotation, biological process: signal transduction. The record is from RefSeq and is a predicted model, not a curated record. Gene Ontology annotation, molecular function: protein binding. NCBI's taxonomy places the organism in Eukaryota, Metazoa, Arthropoda, Insecta, Lepidoptera, Crambidae.
UGCCAGCACGGCGUUUCUACGCGCCGCGCGCGCAGGCCAAAUCGAGAAGAUCAUCAGUCUCCUCGAACAAGGAGUCGACAUCAACGUUAGCAAUGCUAAUGGUUUAAACGCAAUACACCUGGCCUCGAAAGAUGGCCACGUGGAAGUGGUCCGGGAGCUCCUGGACCGAGGGGCAGCCAUUGAUGCCGCCACCAAGAAGGGCAACACUGCCCUCCACAUUGCCUCGUUAGCUGGACAGGAGGCCGUUGUCAAACUGCUCGUGCAGAAUGGCGCUCAGGUCAACAUCCAGUCCCAGAAUGGAUUCACGCCUCUGUACAUGGCUGCGCAGGAGAACCACGAUGCCGUGGUCAAGUUCCUGCUCGCCAACGGAGCCAACCAGAGCCUCGCCACUGAGGAUGGCUUCACUCCACUCGCGGUGGCGAUGCAACAAGGCCAUGAGAAGGUGGUGGCGGUGCUGCUAGAAGCAGACACGCGAGGGCGCGUGCGUCUGCCCGCGCUGCAUAUCGCUGCCAAGAAAGAUGACGUCAAGGCGGCUAACCUUCUUCUAGAGAACGAACACAACCCAGACGUGACCUCAAAGUCGGGGUUCACCCCUCUGCACAUCGCGGCGCACUACGGCAACGAGUCCGUGGCUCGGCUGUUGCUAGCCAAGGGUGCUGAUGUUAACUGCGCAGCCAAGCACAACAUAUGCCCUCUCCAUGUUGCUGCCAAGUGGGGCAAAGACAACAUGGUGGCCCUUCUCGGCGACAACGGCGCUAACGUCGAAGCGCGCACCAGGGAUGGACUGACCCCCCUGCACUGCGCAGCCAGGUCAGGCCACGAGAGAGUGGUGGAGGCUUUGCUGGACAGGGGAGCACCUAUCACUAGCAAGAGCAAGAAUGGUCUAGCUCCCCUCCACAUGGCAGCCCAGGGCGAUCACGCCGAAGCAGCCAGGGUGCUUCUGUCCCGGCGAGCACCCGUCGAUGACGUCACUGUGGAUUACCUGACGGCGCUCCAUGUGGCAGCCCACUGCGGGCAUGCUAAAGUCGCCAAGCUACUUUUAGAUCGCAAUGCUGAUGCAAACGCACGCGCUUUGAACGGAUUUACUCCUCUACACAUCGCUUGCAAGAAGAAUCGAAUCAAAGUCGUGGAACUACUACUGAAGUAUGGAGCCAGUAUCCAAGCAACAACCGAGUCAGGGCUGACCCCUCUCCACGUGGCAGCGUUCAUGGGCUGCAUGAACAUCGUGAUCUACCUGCUGCAGCAUGAGGCCAACCCUGACGUGCCCACCGUCAGGGGGGAGACACCUCUGCAUCUGGCGGCCAGGGCUAAUCAGACGGACAUAAUCCGCAUCCUUCUCCGCAACGGGGCAGCAGUUGAAGCCAAAGCUCGCGAGCGUCAGACACCGUUGCACAUCGCGUCACGACUCGGCAACGUCGAUAUUGCCGUGUUAUUGCUCCAACAUGGCGCCGACGUGAGGGCAAUGACGGCGGAUCAUUACAACGCGCUGCACAUCGCUGCUAAACAACAUAAUCAUGACGUCGCUGCAGCACUGAUCGAGCACAAUGCUCCUCUGACUGCAACUACCAAGAAAGGAUUCACAGCUCUACAUCUUGCUGCUAAAUACGGGAAUUUGAAGGUAGCAAAUCUCCUGCUGGCGCACGGGGCUUCCCCCGAUCAAGCGGGGAAGAACGGCAUGACUCCACUGCACGUGGCUGCUCAGUACGACCAGCAGGCUGUCGCCACCACUCUGUUGGAGAAGGGUGCUGACGCUAAGGCCGUAGCCAAGAAUGGCCACACGCCCCUCCACAUCGCCGCUCGUAAGAACCAGAUGGAGACGGCAGCCACCUUGCUGGAGUAUGGUGCUCUGACCAACGCGGAGUCCAAGGCUGGGUUCACGCCUCUUCAUUUAGCAGCCCAACAGGGCCACACAGAAAUGUGCUCGCUACUGCUAGAGCAUGAAGCACAGGUAGACCAGCAGGCUAAGAACGGGCUUGCCGCUCUGCACUUAGCUGCUCAGGAAGACAGGGUGCCGGUCGCUCAGCUGAUGGUCAAGAAUGGAGCAGAGGUGGACAUCUGCACCAAGGGGGGCUACACACCGUUGCAUAUUGCCAGCCACUACGGGCAGGCUAACAUGGUGCGGUUCUUACUAGAAAAUGGUGCUUCAGUCAAGGCUCAGACUACACAUGGGUACACUGCGCUGCAUCACGCUGCCCAGCAGGGUCACAUCAACAUUGUCAACAUUCUGCUCGAGCAUAAGGCAGACGCAAAUGCUACGACUACGAACGGCCAGACGCCUCUAGACAUAGCGUCCAAGCUAGGCUACGUGACAGUCAUGGAGACCCUCAAGGAGGUGUCCGAACCCUCCACAGCCCAGGCCUCCCAGGAGAAGUACAAGGUGGUGGCCCCGGAGACCAUGCUGGAAACCUUCAUGUCGGACUCUGAAGAAGAAGGUGGAGAAGACACCAUCCUCAACGACCAGCCAUACCGCUACCUAACUGCGGACGACAUGAAGUCUUUGGGAGACGACUCUCUGCCCAUCGACGUCACUAAGGACGAGAGAACUGAAUCGGCCAUGAGCCAUAAGAACAUCAUGGAGAUGUCUCAAGGGUCCGUGAACGGGAUGCCGUACCAGCCGCAGCAGGAGGUGGUGGUGAAGAGCAUCAGCCGGUACAGCACUGCGCAGGCGCCCGAAGGCUACUGCUACAACGUGGAUCCAACGCAGCCCAAGAAAAAGCUGCAAUGGAAGAAUUCUGUCUCCUUCGAAACUACGAGCAAAGACAACAUGGUGGCCCUUCUCGGCGACAACGGCGCUAACGUCGAAGCGCGCACCAGGGAUGGACUGACCCCCCUGCAUUGUGCGGCCAGGUCAGGCCACGAGAGAGUGGUGGAGGCUUUGCUGGACAGGGGAGCACCUAUCACUAGCAAGAGCAAGAAUGGUCUAGCUCCCCUCCACAUGGCAGCCCAAGGCGACCACGCUGAAGCAGCCCGAGUGCUUCUGUCCCGGCGAGCUCCAGUCGAUGACGUCACUGUGGAUUACCUGACGGCGCUCCAUGUGGCAGCCCACUGCGGGCAUGCUAAAGUCGCCAAGCUACUUUUAGAUCGGAAUGCUGAUGCAAACGCACGCGCUUUGAACGGAUUUACUCCUCUACACAUCGCUUGCAAGAAGAAUCGAAUUAAAGUCGUAGAGUUGCUACUGAAGUAUGGUGCCAGUAUCCAAGCAACAACCGAGUCAGGGCUGACCCCGCUCCACGUGGCAGCGUUCAUGGGCUGCAUGAACAUCGUGAUCUACCUGCUGCAGCAUGAGGCCAACCCUGACGUGCCCACCGUCAGGGGGGAGACACCUCUGCAUCUGGCGGCCAGGGCUAAUCAGACGGACAUAAUCCGCAUCCUUCUCCGCAACGGCGCAGCAGUGGAAGCCAAAGCCCGCGAGCGUCAGACGCCGUUGCACAUCGCGUCACGACUCGGCAACGUCGACAUCGCCGUGUUAUUGCUCCAACAUGGCGCCGACGUGAGGGCAAUGACGGCGGAUCACUACAACGCGUUGCACAUCGCUGCUAAACAACAUAAUCAUGAUGUCGCUGCAGCACUGAUCGAGCACAAUGCUCCUUUGACUGCAACUACCAAGAAAGGAUUCACAGCUCUUCAUCUUGCUGCGAAGUAUGGGAACUUGAAGGUAGCAAACCUCCUGCUGGCUCACGGGGCUUCCCCCGAUCAAGCGGGGAAGAACGGCAUGACUCCACUGCACGUGGCUGCUCAGUACGACCAGCAGGCUGUCGCCACCACUCUGUUGGAGAAGGGUGCUGAUGCUAAGGCCGUAGCCAAGAAUGGCCACACGCCCCUCCACAUCGCUGCUCGCAAGAACCAGAUGGAGACGGCAGCCACCUUGCUGGAGUAUGGAGCUCUGACCAACGCGGAGUCCAAGGCUGGGUUCACGCCUCUUCAUUUAGCAGCCCAACAGGGCCACACAGAAAUGUGCUCGCUACUGCUAGAGCAUGAAGCACAGGUAGACCAGCAGGCCAAGAACGGACUUGCAGCUCUGCAUUUAGCUGCUCAGGAAGACAGGGUGCCGGUCGCUCAGCUGAUGGUCAAGAAUGGAGCAGAGGUGGACAUCUGCACCAAGGGUGGCUACACACCGUUGCAUAUCGCCAGCCACUACGGGCAGGCUAACAUGGUGCGGUUCUUACUAGAAAAUGGUGCUUCAGUCAAGGCCCAGACUACACAUGGGUAUACCGCGCUGCAUCACGCUGCCCAGCAGGGGCACAUCAACAUUGUCAACAUUCUGCUCGAGCAUAAGGCGGACGCAAAUGCUACGACUACGAACGGCCAGACGCCUCUAGACAUAGCGUCCAAGCUAGGCUACGUGACAGUCAUGGAGACCCUCAAGGAGGUGUCCGAGCCCUCCACGGCCCAGGCCUCCCAGGAGAAGUACAAGGUCGUGGCUCCAGAGACCAUGCUGGAAACCUUCAUGUCGGACUCUGAAGAAGAAGGUGGAGAAGACACCAUCCUCAACGACCAGCCGUACCGCUACCUGACUGCGGACGACAUGAAGUCUUUGGGAGACGACUCUCUGCCCAUCGACGUCACUAAAGACGAGAGAACAGAAUCAGCCAUGAGCCAUAAGAAUAUCAUGGAAAUGUCUCAAGGGUCCGUGAACGGGAUGCCGUACCAGCCGCAGCAGGAGGUGGUGGUGAAGAGCAUCAGCCGGUACAGCACUGCGCAGGCGCCGGAAGGCUACUGCUACAACGUGGAUCCUACGCAGCCCAAAAAAAAGCUGCAAUGGAAGAACUUCCUGGUAUCGUUUCUGGUGGACGCCCGAGGAGGGGCGCUGCGGGGUUGCCGCGGGGGAGGGGUCAGAGUUAUCGUGCCCCCUCUUUCUGCUCAGCAGCCUACUAGGAUUACUUGCAGAUACCUCAAGCCGUCCAGGAUCAACCACAUGCCUCCCCUGAUGGAGGGAGAGGCCCUGGCAGCGAGGGUUCUGGAGAUGGGACCAGUUUCUGCUAAGUUUUUGGGGCCUGUCAUCCUCGAGGUCCCCCACUACGCAUCCCUCCGAGGGAAAGAGAGGGAGAUAGUGAUCCUCCGCUCAGACAACGGCACGAGCUGGCGCGAACACAACGCUGACGCCACUGAUGACGUCGUUCAAGACAUACUGCAUGAGACUUUGGAAAUUGAAGAAACCAACGAAGAGGAGAAAGGCUGGGACGCGCCGCGUGUGACGCGCAUCCUGACGCACGACUUCCCGCAGUACUUCGCGGUCAUAUCCCGGAUCCGGCAGGAGGUGCACGCUAUCGGGCCUGAAGGUGGCAUGGUAUCCAGUUCCGUGGUUCCCCAAGUGCAAGCGGUGUUCCCUCAGGGCGCCCUCACCAAGAAGAUCAAAGUCGGCCUCCAGGCUCAGAUAAUAGAUUCGGAGUUGACCGCAAAAUUAUUGGGACGAGGCGUAGCAGUGUCACCCGUAGUGACAGUUGAACCACGGAGAAGGAAGUUCCAUAAAGCUAUCACUCUGAGUAUGCCGGCUCCAAGACCACAUACUCAGGGCAUGACAAACCAGUACAGCACAUCUAGCCCAACCCUUAGACUUCUCUGCUCCAUAUCAGGAGGGACGAACCGCGCUCACUGGGAGGACGUGACGGAGAACACUCCUCUGACCUUCGUGAAUGACUGCGUGUCGUUUACCACGACUGUCUCGGCUCGGUAUUGGCUCAUCGACUGCCGACAUAUUGAAGACGCCACUAAAAUGGCUACAGAAUUGUACAGGGAAGCGAUCCACGUGCCAUUCAUGGCUCGGUUCGUGGUGUACGCCAAGCGGACCGACGACUGCCAGGCCCAGCUUCGCAUGUUCUGUGUCACCGACGACAAGGAGGACAAGGCCUUGGAGAGGAUCGAACGGUUCAUACAAGUCGCCAAGAGCAGGGAUGUUGAGGUCCACGAAGGCAAGCCCAUCUACCUAGAGUUUGGUGGCAACCUGGUCCCAGUGGCCAAGUCUGGAGAACAGCUGUCGAUUCCGUUCCGAGCGUUCCGGGAGAACCGCGUUGCGUUCCCUGUGAUGAUCAAGACCCAGGAUCUGGAGCCGAUCUGCCGCUGCCAGUUCAUGAGGGAUCCGAAGGUUCCUAAGGGUGAACCGUCGCCGGCUCCGAUCGCCGUCCUGAACAUAAUGGUUCCUGACGACACAUCAGUGGAGCGAACGAGCCCUCAGCCGACCGACACGGUGCCGUUGCGCACUGAGGAACAGGAGCUGAUAUGGAGGCAACGACUCAGCGACCCGAGGGAAGCGAUCCACGUGCCAUUCAUGGCCCGGUUCGUGGUGUACGCCAAGCGCACCGACGACUGCCAGGCCCAGCUCCGCAUGUUCUGUGUCACCGACGACAAGGAGGACAAGGCUUUGGAAAGGAUCGAACGGUUCAUACAAGUCGCCAAGAGCAGGGAUGUUGAGGUCCACGAAGGCAAGCCCAUCUACCUAGAGUUUGGUGGAAACCUAGUCCCAGUGGCCAAGUCCGGAGAACAGCUGUCGAUUCCGUUCCGCGCGUUCCGGGAGAACCGCGUUGCGUUCCCUGUGAUGAUCAAGACCCAGGAUCUGGAGCCGAUCUGCCGUUGUCAGUUUAUGAGGGAUCCGAAGGUUCCUAAGGGUGAACCGUCGCCGGCACCGAUCGCCGUCCUGAACAUAAUGGUUCCUGACGAUACAUCAGUGGAGAGGACGAGCCCUCAGCCGACUGACACGGUGCCGCUGCGCACUGAGGAGCAAGAGCUGAUAUGGAGGCAACGACUCAGCGACCCGAGGUUGGAAGACAUUUGCAACCUCCUCGGCAAAGACUGGGUGGCGCUGGCGUACGAGCUGGGAGUCAGCGUGGCCACCGUCAACCAGAUCCAAGCCAAGAGGAUCACGGCUGCUGAGCAGGCGCAGCUCAUGCUGAAGCUUUGGAAGACGCAGUCUGGUACCAAGGCCCAAGACACUUCAUUGGAACUGGCCCUAUGCCGCAUUGGCAGAGAUGACAUCAUUGCACCUCAAUCGGAAGUCACAAACGAGAGGCGCAUCCAGAGGAACAUCUACCAAGAGAGACAAGCUUCUGAGGAAAUCGAGGCUUACAAAGCUGAAGAGGAUAAUAAACUCAAAGACAAAAUAUACGACGAAAACCAAAUUGCCGAGCGUCUGCACAGAGAAUCUGAGCAAGACCAUGAAGACGAAGCCAAGUAUUCUCCAGAAGAAAAGUCGAUAGUGGAUAAGAGUGAGUCUUUAGUGGACAGAACUCCCACGCCUAGUGAAGAAAGUGAGGAGGACGAAGAUGUGAAGCGUAGUGUAGCAGAAAGGAAGGAACAAAUAACAAGGAAGUUGANGGUACCAAAGCCCAAGUCGUGGGGACUGAACACUUCAUUGGAACUUGCACUAUGCCGCAUUGGCAGAGAUGACAUCAUCGCACCUCAAUCGGAAGUCACAAACGAGAGGCGCAUCCAGAGGAACAUCUACCAAGAGAGACAAGCUUCUGAGGAAAUCGAGGCUUACAAAGCUGAAGAGGAUAAUAAACUCAAAGACAAAAUAUACGACGAAAACCAAAUUGCCGAGCGUCUACACAGAGAAUCUGAGCAAGACCAUGAAGACGAAGCUAAAUAUUCUCCAGAAGAGAAGUCGAUAGUGGAUAAGAGUGAGUCUUUAGUGGACAGAACUCCCACGCCUAGUGAAGAGAGUGAGGAGGACGAAGAUGUGAAGCGAAGUGUAGCAGAAAGGAAAGAACAAAUAACAAGGAAGUUAAGCUCAAGUAAAAUACCGGCGUCAAAGCAAAAGAAAGAAAUUAGAGAAGAAAUCAUUGAAAUCAAGACUCAGAUCAAACCUGACAUUAAAAAGUUCCAUGAUAUUGAACAACAAGUGCAGGUUAAGGAAAAAGAUCCCAAAUUAGAGCGAACGCGUUCAAAAACGUCUCCAGAAACUCUUGAAGAGACCGAAGAAAUAGAAAUUCACAGAGAAGAGAUAGUUGAAGUAAAGAAAGAAGAACCAAAACCUGUGGAACGGCCAGUUGAACAAUUUAGAAAGUUUGACCCAUCGUCUCCUGCUAAACCAACCCCUAAACAUCUACAGAGGCACAUGAGAAACGAAUCUAUGCGAUUCCCCUCCGGUGAUUUCUCCAACGUUACUAUCACUCCAAGGAAAUCAGUUACGGAAACAACAGAAGUGAAACAAGUAAUAGAAAAAGUUGACACAUUUACUAAGGAUGUUAUAUCACAAAAAGAAAUCGUUAGUUCUAAAGUUGAAGAAAAACUAGACGAUGGUGAAAAGUCCCCAGAACUUGUCACUGAAGAUGACAAAGAUAUCGCAGAAGCUACGUUGCGAGAUAAGAUCAGUUCAUUCGAAUCUAAAAUACCUAAAGAACCGUCAAUUGACUUACCUAAAACUACAGUCAAGCUAACAAAAGAAGCAUUGAAAAAACACACAUUAGCACAAGAACAAGGCAAUGAAUAUACACAAGAGUUUGUAAGGGAACAAUCUAAGCAAAUCUCGAGUAUGGAAACUCAGGAGCACAUGGUUCAUAAAGUUUCAGUUGAAACUGAGAGACAAGUUGAAACUGUGAAGUCUGUAAAGGAAACCAUUCAGCACUUUGAUUCUAAAAUUAAAUACGAAGAUAAAGGUAAACCGUAUUCGAAGACAAUAAGAACGGAUUCAACUCUAGUUCAAGUGUCAUCAGAAGAAGAUAGCGAAUUUUUAAAGAAAUCAACCGACUCAGAAACUGAAACUGAGUCACAAACAACUGUAAAGGUAGAUAAAUUAGAACAAAAAAUUAAAUCAAAGUUAGACAAAGAAUCGUUCGCCUUCAAAGGCUUGAAAGACGGAUUUGAAUUGAAAUCCAAGGACCCCAAAAUUAUUCCCGAGCAAGACGAUAAAAAGUCGGACGAUGAUGAUAAGAAAGAUGAUCAUCAUGUUGCCAUCAAGUUAGAGAAGCAAAUGACAGAAGAGCUAAGAUCUAAAGUUAGCGAAGAAGAAAUUACAGAAGCUGUGGAAGAAAAAGAAGUUUCUGUUAAUGACAAAUUAAAAGAUAAGAUUGAGCCUCAACUGUCAAUAGCUAGCACAAAAUCUGACCUAAGCAAACAUACUAAGACUGAUUCCAUAAGCUCUGACGUGCAAGAUCUUAUUGGUCGUAAGAUUUCUCAAGAGUCGCCUGUGCCAUCAGGCAUAGAAAAGACCGACUCACUUGCCGAUUUACAGCAAAGCACUGAAAAAGAUUUCAGUUUUAUUUCACAAACUGAAUCUAAGGUAUAUUCCAAGGAUUCAAAGCACCGUAGUGACUCACUGGACGAAGCGUCUCAGUUCUCAGACUUAGAGGAUCAGAUCGGUUCCAGUCCAGCUCACCGGCCUGUAGACAAGGAUNACAAAGAUGUCAGUCACGUCGUAUCCAAGACUGAAGUAAAAACUAUAACUGUCGUCUCAGAUAAAACUACACAUGCUAGAGAUCAAACUCUAGAGUUCCUCAGAUACGAAAGUGAAUACAGUGCACAAAUUCAUGCACCUACUAUUGACGCGAAAGACGCAGAAAAGGUCUCACCUAAAGAGUCUCCAGUAAUAAGUGCAAAGGCUCGUCAAUUCAUUGAGACAGUUCCCGAAGACGAUUCAGUUCAGGAAUGCUUCUUCUCUAAACGCAUUUACUCGGACUCUUUAGAAGACUCAGAGCACACAGACUCAAGACGCCAUUCCGAAGCUGAGUCCCUGAAAUCAGACCAAUCAGAUGUAAAAGCUAAAGUUUCUUCGUCUGAUUUUGAUGAACGCGCUGAAUAUGAAGAAACAGUCGACUCAGGAAGUGGAUUUGGUGACGAGAAGUUCGAAGAAAGCGUCGGGUUUACCUCAAUGAGAAUCGACACUAAGACAACUGACUCUGAGAAACAAGAUUCUGAAUCUGAUAAAGAGCCCGAAGUUGUAUUCAAAAAGAUGGGACCAAAACGUCAUUCAAGGACAGAAUCUGUAUCGAUCUCAAAAAUUAGUGAUUUACAAUUAGACCUUGAACCGGCUAAACCAAAACAAGAGUUCCAAAUGUUUGUCACUGAGGCCGAAGAAGUUGAUAAAUCUGACAAAGAUGAACCUUCUGAUAAGAUUUCUUCUGAAAGUAGUCGAGAAAUUGAAAUUUCUGAACGUAAAUCAUCCGAAGGCAUUUCAGACAAGAUUAGUUCAGAAGAUGCUGUUACGGAAAAGAAGACGUCCUCUGAGGAAGACGCGUUGAAAGACGGUGAAGUGAUUCCACUAGAUGAAAAGGUGACAGUUACUAGUGUCAAGGAAAUUACCAAAGAAAUUGUGAAAACUGAUGUAAAGACAUUCAGGGAAGAUACCGUUGAGAAAGUUGAUGCCAUCAAACGUCAAUCAGUGACGUCAGCUGGAUCAGGUUCAGUUAGUGAGCUUCGCUUAGAAGAAAAGAGAUUAUCUGAUGCUCACAGCCUCACUGAGUCCAGGGAUUACACUUUUGAAGAAUCCGAAGAUGAUAUUGGUACCCAAGGUACCCAUGUGGAUAUGUCUAAAGAUAAGGUUGAUACUAAACUUGAAAGUGAGAAGAAAGCUGCUUUAGCAAAAGCAAGUGAAUCCAAAUUAGCAAGAUUAACUCAUGGAGAUUCGUUAGAUGACGUUGAAGGUUUCCCAGAGGAUCACGUCACAGAUUAUGUACAUAAACUUCCUCAUAUUGCUGAAGUCGGCCUCACUGAGUCCAGGGAUUACACUUUUGAAGAAUCGGAAGAUGAUAUUGGCACCCAAGGUACCCAUGUGGAUAUGUCUAAAGAUAAGGUUGAGACUAAACUUGAGAGUGAGAAGAAAGCUGCUUUAGCUAAAGCAAGUGAAUCCAAAUUAGCAAGAUUAACUCAUGGAGAUUCGUUAGAUGACGUUGAAGGUUUCCCAGAGGACCAUGUCACAGAUUAUGUACAUAAACUUCCUCAUAUUGCUGAAGUCGGGGCUGUGCAAGAUAGAGAUAUUACCAACGAAUUUUUGAACAGAGAAAGGGAAGAACAGUUGAAACGUGAAACGAUUCAUAUCGUCUCAUCCUCGUCAAUUGAAAGCACUCCUCUCACCAAGGAAGAGAAAGUGACAGAAACUCAUGGACCAACUGUCGUAACUAAAGUUACUAGUAUUUCGGGACCUACUGAGGAGAUAUCAAAAGUUGUAGAACAAGUAAAAUCUGAUAAAAAAGAAAUUGUUGAUAGUGCGUAUACUGUUACUGAGACGCAUGAACCAACUGUUAUCACAACAACAACAUCAAUUACCAAAGAGGUUGCAGAGCCAAUUCAAGAAGUAUUAAAGUCGGUCACAUCAGAAGGGCCUACUUCUAUCGAUACACGAAAGGACAUGGAAAUUACAUACACUGUAACGGAACAUCACGAACCAACCGUUGUGACUAAAUUUACGGCAAUCACCAAGGAGGUGUCUGAGCCGACUGAAGAAAUAUUUAAAACGGUCAAAUUAGGAGGACAUAAAUCAAUUGAUACGCGACAAGUAACUGAAACUUCGUACACUGUGACUGAACACCAUGAACCAACUAUUGUCACUAAAGUUACGACAAUAAGCAAAGACUUUACUGGACCGAUUGAAGAAGUUUUCAAGACUGUCACAAUGAAAGAGCCAGCGAUAACUGAUUCAACACAAGAAGCUGAAAGUAGUAGUUUUAUUAUAACAGAAACUAGUGAGCCUAUAGUUACUACUAUUACCAAAGAUGUUUCGGAUCCAAAUGAGGAGAUAUUUAAAAAAGUCACAAUGAAGAGCCAGGCAUCAAAUGAAACUUACAUUGAAACUCAUGAACCUACUAUUGUAACCAAAGUAACCACAAUUACUAAAGACAUUACUGGUCCAAUUGAAGAAGUCUUGAAAACAAUGGAAGGUCCAAUCACAACGGAUACAGCACAGGAAUCAGAAUCGAUAGUUACAGUUGUGAAACAACAUGAACCAACUGUUGUAACUAAAGUUACCACAGUCACAAAGGAUAUUACUGGAUCAACUGGAACUGAAACUACAACUACUGAAACCAUUGUAAAAGAAACUUCUUCCAAAUUUGAUGUUAGCAAAAUUAGAACUGACACGCUAGGUAAAUUUGACUUGGAUGAAGAUUUCGAAGAAGUAAAACGGUUUGUGCCUAAGAGUCUCGAUUUAAAAGAAGUUCCUGAAAUUACAAAAGAACAAGUUAAACCUGUAAUUGAUGAUAUCCUACAAAAAGGUACUAUUGCCGCAGCUGCAAGAAGUCCAAUAUUAGACAAAGAUAUUAAAAUAGCCACCAAAGAUAUUGUUGAAUCUGAAAAAAGAUCAUACGACGCUAAAGUGCCCCAUAAAGAAGAGCGUAGACAUUCAUGUAUAAGCCCUGCUAUAUCAUUAGAAAGAAUAGCUGAAUCUGAAGUGGAGACAGAAGAUGAACAACCAAUACCAAAACCAAUAAGUUUACCUAUUGAAUCACAUAAAGUAACCGAGACAAGUACAGAAAUGAAGAAAUCUGAUUCAGCUAUGAAGCAAAUGGCGGACAACAUUGAAAUAAUCAUUAAGCAAGCAUCUGAGGACUUUGAUGUUUCUUCAGAUGAACAGAUUGAACCUGAAGAGCCAUCUGAACAGCGAGAUAUUGCUGAACGAGUCUCUGUAGACUCUAUUAUUGAAGAAGCGGUCACCACUGUAGAAGAAAUGUUGGAAUCUUCGAAAGAAGCUAAAGAAAAAGAGAUCGAAGCUAAAAAAGAAAUAGUCUUUGAAGAGACUAAGAAGUUUGUAAAGGAAAGGCCAGGUUUGAUAAAAUCCCUUUCACGAGACAGUGGAGAAAUUGUAAUAAUGCCUAAGAAGAAGCAUCCAAGGACAUUUUCAGUUCAAAGCUCGCCUGAGGAAGUUGAAGAGCAAAUAUACACCGAUUCUGAAUCUGAUAUGGAUAAAGCAAAAGUACUUGAAAUAAUUGAACCUACUUCAGACCUUGAUGGUAAAAUUGCGACAUCUAGCUUUGAUACAAAGAAGAUAAGGACUGAUUCACUUGAUGAUGCCGAUGAUUUCCCAGAAAAAGAGUCUGAAUAUUUUGGCGAUGAUGUCAAAUUUUCUGAUGAACCGGCGGAGGGUAAAUUCUUAGAUGAUUUCAAACCGGUUGACAGACCUGGUCCAAGCCAUCUAAGGCAACAGGACACAGAAGAAGACAGGUCUUCUGACAAAAUGAUCAAAAAGACGCACUUUGUUGACAGAAUACUACAUUCAGACUUAGUAUCUAAAUCAACGACUGAAUCAUCAGUUACCACUGUUGUUUCAACGUUAACUAAGUCAUCAGACGAAAGCCAAAAAUCAGUUUUGGAAGAUGGAACAUCAGCUGAAUUUUCGAAGAUCAGCGGUGCUGAAUUAGUCAAAGAUCCCUCUAAAACUUCAUUUGAAACUAAAGAUGAUUCCAAAAUAGAGGAGCCCAUUGAAGAUCGAGGCACACCAGAUUUGUCAAAGAAAUCGAUUGAUUUGACCAAAGAUUAUUCAAAGUCUUCCAUCGACAGCAAAGACACUUCAAGAGAUUUUGCCACAAAUGAACUAUCGAAAGACUCCACGGUUGAUUUGAGUAAAGACUUUUCUAAAGCAUCGGUCGAAAGCGUAAAAGAGACCUCCAAAUCACUUGAUGAAAAGACUUUCUCGGAAGAUCAUUCGUCAUUAGAUGUAUCAAAAACUUUGGCAUCAGAUGCCUCAGAAGGCAUCACUAUUAGCAGAGAAUUCCAUGAAGACGAAAAAUCCGUGUCUCGCGUAGUAAGGAUAUCAACCAGUUCUUCCCAAGAAACUUCAGUUAUGACUGAGAGUAAACUAUUGAGCGAACAAGAUGAUCGGUCUCUAGAUAAAACGAGACCGUCAGAAAUCGAUCAAGAAAAAGAUUUUAUCGGUGAAAUCGACGAAAGAAUCGAAGAAUUAAAAUCCGAGAUGAAAAAGUCAGAAGACAGUUUUGGAGAAUCAUCAUUAUUAGACAAAGCCUCUGACAGUAAAUCAGAUAGUGUCAUUACUGAUGACUUAGUGAAAGAUGAUAAAGAAGAAUCUAAAGAGGACGUUGAAAAGAAAGAAAUGGAUGACCAAGUGCCAGACAUGACUGAAUUGAACAGAAGAUGUUCCAAUCUAUUAGAAGACAUAUCACAAGGAGCACUUAUCAGAAUCGAUUCAAGUCACGUGACACAUGAUCUAGCAUCGAAAUUUUCCAAAACACCGCCUCCAUCACCAGUAGAUUUGAAGGACAGAUCCAAAGUGGAGGAUGGUUCUGGCGAUAGGCAAACCGGGCUACAACUUAGAGGUUCCGACUCAUCGUUCCUGGAUGCAAGCCGUCAGUCUCCCAGGGCAUCAUCAGCUGGAGACAGUCUCAUUAGUGAAACUGAGGCCCACCAGAGUGACGUGCUGACAGAAGCGUCUAAGGCACUGACUGAAGCCGCCAGACCAAAAUCUCCAUCAAAACAUCUUGCUGACAAUCUAUCAUUCAUAAACGUAGACCAACCAACCCUUACUAGUGGAGCUAUAGAGCUCGUAGACCGCACAAUCGAGAAAAGUAUAGAUGUGAUUGACCAAAUCAAGAAAGAACAGCUUGCCGUCAAAAUGGAAGAGAUGCAGAAAUCAACGUCAUCGGACACAUUUUAUUCUGAAUCAAGAGUAGAAACAUCUACAUCAUCUUCAUCUGUUCACAAAACAUAUGAAGGCGCUGAAAUGAAGUUCCAGUCUAUAGAUCCGCGGGCACACAUGUCUGACAUGGUAGCCAAGUUUGGAUCCACUGAUAUGGAUGAUUAUAGCACUAUUUUGUCUCACAAAGAAACAGAGACAAGAAAAAUUUCAGGACAGGAAUACUUUUCUGAAACCAAACAAGUGUCGUCAUCCGAUGAUGACUCACUUGUUAUAAAAACUGAAACUACACAUGAACUUCGUGGACAAGAACACGAAGUGAAAGAAAAAACAACGGUGCGCAAAGAAGGUGAUCAAACAGAAACGUCACAGAAGAAACUUGAAAGAGCUCAUGAGGCUACAGCUAAAAGAUCUGAUGUAGAAACUAAAACCGUGUAUAAAACCACCGAUGACACGGACAUCGUUAAAGUUGAAAGGGAAUUUUCUGAGCAAGGGCUCUAUACAGGAAGACAAACUAAAUCUGAAGAACGAAUGACAGCGCUCAAAGAUGACACUAUUAAGAAAAAACAUGAAGUUAAAAUUUCAGAAAGAGACAUGUCCCACGAGCAAUGGGGCAAAGAAUAUUUUACUGAACCUGGGGAACUUGAAGACAUUAAAGAAGACGAUGAUUCAAAGGCAAGAAUUGCGUAUGUUGAGUCAGCUCUUAAGAUCGUAGAAAAAGAUGAGAUUAUAUCAGGCGUAGAAGUGUCUGCUAAAGGAAAAGUUAUAAGUUCAAAAGUUGAACAUCAUAGAGAAGAGUCUGUUAUAGAAAGCAAAGAACACGAUGAUCUUAGUUCUGAUGCAUCUCAUGCCCCGAGUUUCAAGAGUGAAACCGCUGAGCGACGCGGUUCUUCCGAAACGAGCCCUAAAAGUAAAUCCAAAUCUUUCAAAAAAGACGACGAAGUUUACGAAGUAGAUUUUAUAAAAGAAAUAAAAGUCUCAACGUCUCCCGUCAAGAGUACGUUUAGCAGAACGGGAAGCCAAGAUACUCAUUCAGAAUCAGAAGUAGCACCUGAUUUGCCUCACGAUGACAAAACUGGUGAUACGCCUAAGAAAGAGAAACCGACAAGGUCUCCGGUGAAAUUACCUCAGCAACAAAUUCAAGAACAAGUCUGGGAAGUAUCGCUUCAAAAAGCAGAUUCAUUUGAGAUGGCAGAUGAAAUACCAAAAUCCCUCAAUCUCAAAACUGCUAUGGUUCAAUCAUCAAGUACUGAAACAAAGAGUUCUGGGAGUGAUACAGGCUUAGAACUACAAACUGUAGUCGAACCGAAAUCUGACUUUACUUCUAAAAUGGUAAAGAGUGAUAUGUCACCAAGCACUUUUGAGAUUUCGGAUGAUAUAAGCACCACAUCGAAAGAUCUAAUGAUUAAGUCAGGUGAAAGCUUGGACACUGAGUGUAUGAUUAAAUCACUGGAAUCUCACGAAGCCGAGAUUCUCCAAAAAUCAAUGGAUUCGACAGUCAGCGCAGAGACAUUACACCCGUCUGAAUUUUCAACCGAAGCUGAUUCGGCUUUCUUAACUGGUACUGAUCACAAGAGAGAAGAAAUAAAGCUAUUCAAAGAAAAGAGCCUCGAGGAUAUUUGCAGUAGCGGUUAUGACACUGAUCUCUCUUCUGCCGAGUUUCAUGCUACGAAACUUGAGUCAGAACGGGUGGACCUGGAUUCGUUAAUGUCUGCUCAGCCACUGGCUGACUUGUCGGUUUUAGAAAAAACCAUUGACGAAGUCAAACAGUCUCUUGAAGCAGCACAAGUAGAAAUUAUAAGUGAAAAAAGCGACGGAAGUAGUAAAUACAAGCAGUCGCCAUCUGAAUUUCAGUUCAAACUUUUAAUAAGUCCCGAAAGGCCUGAAGUUAUCACUGAAGAACCACAUCACGCUACAGAAGAUCAUUCUGAUAAAACUUCGAGCGUUAAAAAAGACGACUUCCAGUUAGACAGCCAAACUUCGAUUAGUAGUUCACAUAAAGUGAGCUCGCAAGAAGAAACGACGACUUCUGAUGAAGAGAAAGGCACAGUUUAUAUUAAAGAAUCUAGCCCACCAUUAGACGGAGCUGAUAUUUCUAUCAGGUCAGACAGCGGCCCACAUUCAAUUUUAGAAACCGAAAGUGACAUAAUACUUUCUGAUCGAGAGGGUUCCUCAAAAGGAAGUCCAGAAGUAAAAUUGAGGGUUCAGAAGCAUAUUAAAUCAAAGCUCGGUGUAGUUGAGAGGCGAUCUGCUUCAGAAGUGGAGGGCUGGUCCAGUUCUGGUGAAAGUCACUAUCACAGUUUUGAACAUUCGGAGAGUAGGCCACUUUCUUCCGACUUAGAAGUUAUGAUGACAGCUCAAAGUGCAACUGAAUUUGACACUGCUUUAACUAGCCACGAUGUCUCUUCUCAAUCUUUAAGGACGUCAAAGGAUUAUUAUACUGCCGCAAGCUCGCUAGCUUCAAGAGACAGCAUGAAAAGUCUAGAUUCAGAUGGCUCCAGCCAUGUGGCCAGCAUUGAUAUUUCCGACGCAUCUGAAACACUCGUACCUUCAGCAAAUGAACUGAAAGAAGAAUUAAUGGAAAGUAGCACGUAUGUAGAGCAAUUCUUGCAUGAGGGAGAAAAAGAACAAUCAGCAAAAGUCAAAGACGUUAGUGAUGAAGAAGCGUCUGGGGACGAGGAAGAUGUAAAAGCUGAUUUAGAAGAACCAGUUGGAAAAAUGAAGAGAUCACAUGAAAUGCGUUUCUUACCCAAAGAUAUGAUACCUGAACAUUUCCCAUUAGAAAGUACCUCUGAGAGCAUUGAAGUAGACGAAGAUUCAUCUAAAGAACGAGAUGGCUCUGACACUACAAUUUCAAGUCAACUUAGAACUGAUGAAAUACUAUCGUCAUCAAUUUCAAAGUUAGACAUGCCUUCUUCUCAGUCUGAAAUCGAGAAAAAGGUUGUUAUUGAAGAAGUCAUUAAGCCCACGACUCAUGAAGUACACGCCAUACCUUUUUCGGUGACUAAACUAGAAAAACCGACAAGAGAGUUUGUGGACGUUGAAAGUGAAAUUAUUCCAGUUGGUUCUGAAGAAUAUGAAGAAAUAGUAAAACAUGGAAGCAUUACUCCAGAACUGAGGAAGUCGGACAAAGAAGAAGUAGCUAUAGUAAAAACUACUGUACAUGAUGCUGAAAUUGUACCUAGUAAAGUGGAUACAACUUAUACAGAACCAAUAGAAAUCAAAGAAGAAUGUGUGAAAAAAGUAGUCAAAGAAGUGAGUGUCAUACCAUUCCCUGUGACAGAAAUCCCUCCCAGUCAGAGAGAGUUCACUGAUAUUGAAGAUGACAUUAUACCUAUUGGUUCAAAACAGUAUGAAGAAAUCUUAAAAUCCAAGAGCGACUCUGCUGUUCCCAAAACAAAGGCAGAAAAAGCCAUAGUCAAAACUCCUGAUUCACAACUUGAAAGCAAACAGAGCUCUACAUCAAGUCUGAAAACUCACGAGCACUUAUCAACGCCACAUACUCCACUAUCUGCACCUAGUCAAAGCUCUCUUUCUACUGAUAACGGGCGUGAAUAUGUCCUAGAUGACAUGUAUGAUAUAUCUGAAACACCAGAAUUGAGAUCUGACUUGGUAACUGAAAGCAGCCGAUCAGAGCUGGUGGUGACAACUGAAGAGAAGGCUCUACAUACAUAUGAAAAAGAACAGGAGUCUCCAACGAGUGACGAAUUUGAAAUGGUUGAUAAACCAAGUGAGAUGGACGACUUUGUCGUCAUUGAAGAGGUCGCAAAAGAAGCACAAGAAACUGAUACAGAGGGAAAGAGUGUCCAAAUAAAAGCUCAGAAAUAUGAAAAGAAACACGACACUGAAGUUGAAGAAUACCUGUCGAAGGCAUCUAAGAAGCAGGAAAGUACAAGCAGUGCCGGAUCCGGAUCUUUAUCUGAUGAAGAAUUAUUAGCCUAUGAAAUUGAACAAAAACGUUUGCAAGCUCAGGAAUUAGCUGAGAUUGAGGCAGGAAAGCGAUGGAUACAAAUGCAGUUUGAAGGCGAUCCAAGAUACGAUUAUGAAAGAAUACCGCUGGAGGAUAUUAAAGAAGAAGAAAUGACUGAUUUUGAUGCUAGUAGAAUAGGUAGCUUAAGUUCCCAGAAGGAGUCUAUUGGAAGCUAUGGCAGCUUCAGAAACUCGUACGGAAGUCUUUCUGAAUCGGAAAUGGCGUCUCGGAUAAGAUUUAGAGUACGCGGAGAUAAUGAUGAUAUCUCUAUCAGCUCGUUGCAAGAAUUUGAAAAUCUUGAAAAGGCUUUGAUGGAGCAGUACCAGCAGCACUCAUCUUCUUCACAGGAGUCUUUGAAUGGAUCUCUUCCUAGGCGAUACAUUCUUAGUAAGAGUCAAGGUGAUGAUAUUUCGAUUUCAAGCUUAAAAGAAUUUGAAGGUCUAGAAUCAGCAUGUCUUGAAGCAUUGAAGGCCGAAAUUUUAGCGAAACAAAAAGAAGCUCUUUUACUGGCUGAUCCCAAAGAAGUUAGUGGCAGCUUCUUAGAACGAGAGAAACGAUCCUACUCCGGUAGUUCUGAAAGCAGCCCACCACAAAAGGGAGGUAGUCCUGGUCAAAAAAGUGGGAGCCCAUCGCAAAAAGGAGGUAGUCCUUCCCAGAAAGUAGGCAGCUAUGGAAGUCCAUCUCAAAAGCUACUUACAGAGUCCGCAGCUAUUCGUAAAUUAAUCGAUCAACAGAUGGCCUUGGAACAGAAACUACAAGAACAGAUUACACCUAAAGUAGUGACUGUUAAGAAGUUUGACGAAAGAGGUGCUUUCUUUGUUGCUGAACCUGAACCAGAAACAGAAAAAGAACCUAAACAGACAGAAGUAACUGAAGAGUGCACAAAAUCAUCCUCAUUUGUUUGUGCUGCCGCUCCAAGUGACGGUUCAGCCGAGUCGAUUCCAGGAGAUUGCGAGGAGAUGAUGAAAAUAUUGGAUCAGGAAGAGAAGUCUAAAUCAUCGCAGGCAGUUACAAGGACGUUUACUGACGGUGGAGUUAUCGAAGUAGUUAGAACUACUACAGUAAUACAGCAGAAAUUCGUUGAUGGUAAAAAGGUGUCUGAAACAGUAACAAGCACUGAUGGAGAAGGUGCUAUGGAUAUACCAGCACGGCCUAAGCAGUUUGACGAGAGUGCUCCUUUGUCUUUUGGUUCAGAAAUGUCAUCUUCGAUUAUAUCGCAGUCUUCCGAGAUGGAUAGCUUGAUGACUGUGCUAGAAAGGCAUUCCUCCGAGGGUGAGGUGGUGACGGUGACGAAGCAAACGAUAAUGAUGACGUCAGACAAGCCAGAGGAUUUGGAAUUCUCUAGGGAGGGGAGCAUGGUCCGUGAGCUCUCGCCCUCUUCGGGGAGGUCGAUAGCUCACAGCGUAAUCUCCUUUUCCGGUAAACAAUUUACAGAUCCAGCUAGUGGCUCCUGGAGUGGACAGGACGAGGAAUUGAGCUCAUCUGGGAGUUUUAGCAGAGGUGCACGUGCGGACCUGAUGCUUGGAAGCACCGACAGCUUAGAAGCAACCAGCUCCAACGCCACCCGAGCUACCUACAACUACGAGGUCGACACCCCCAUGACUGGCAGUCUCACCUCAGGAGCGGUACGCCCUCCAGGAUCCAACACGAUGGUCUCUUCCCUGGACACCCUGGAUCCGGUGACGGCUGUCCAGAUGGAGAGUCUGGAACACCAGUCCACGAGCGAACACUACUCCCAUGAUUAUGAAGUUCAAGAACCUGAUUCGGAUACUGAACGACUGGAACUGGACGGGCGAGCACCGCGGGCUAAGGAGCGCACCAUCAUGUUUGACAGCACUGACACGCUCAGCGCUGUUAGCGGAGACAACUCCGUGAAGGAAGCCGCCGUGGAGACCCCGGCACCUACCUUCUACAUUGGAGACACGCCUAUUGUUAGAGGAGACAGACGUGAUGAGGAUGAUGAACCGCAACCAGUUCUGUCUGGAAGCUGCCCAGCAUCCCUGCCUCCUGCUACGCAGCCUUCUCCACCAGUUCCUGCUCAAAGAAGAUCUCUCACGAUGAUUGCAAAAUCACCACCCUCUAGCAUUGACGAGACAACCAAGAAGUAAAUCUGCAUUUUAAAUUUUACUUUUCGUGUUUUUAAUUUUAAUUCUAGUCUUUUGUACUAUUGCAGCUAAAGCUGAUAUAGCUUAAGGCAUUCGAUGCACUGCUGUUACUAACUGAUUAUUAAUAAUGAGAUCUUGUUACCUGAAGUACAAUAGUCGUGUAGUCAAGUUAAACAACGUAGGUGAAAUAUCAAGUAUUAUAAGACUAUCGUAAAGUUUCUUACCAUGUAGUACUCUUUGUACUCGCAUUGAAAGUCCUAUACUCAUUGAUGUGUUACUAUGAUCUAUCAAUUUCACUUAAGAAUAAUCUUCCUAAUGAAUUGAGGAUCGUGAACUUGUUUUUACAACCCGGAUAUCAAACAUUUGGUCCAAUAUUCUUGCGGACCAAUAUUUGUACAAAUUAUGGUUGUAAAAAUCAAGUUCUGUAUCGGAUAGUAUUUUGGUACUCAUUUUUGUACUGAACAGUCGGUUUUUGUACGACAUUGGUCCAUGUAACUUCGACCUAUCCUUUUAGGUAGCGCUUAGCUUUUAGUUUGGGUAUUACCGCUUACUCAGUAAAACUUAACACUGUAGGACUAUUGAAUAUUUUAUAAGCAUAAGUGGUAAGUAGGUACAUUCCCGAUACUAUCGAUUUUGAUAUUGGAGUUCUGGUAGACAGAUGGAUGUAUUAAACGACUAAAAAUCUGUCCUUUUAGAUACUAACUUUACAGGCAGUUGAUAUGAUUUUGACGAUCUCAGUUUUGAUUCUUGCACAAUUUCUUACAUAAGUAGAUAGGUAGAAAUACAAAAUGUAGGGUAAGCAUCUACGGCCAUUAAAGUCAUUGGUGAAGUUAUUUUAGAUGAUAUUAAUAUUGCUUCAGUUUCAAAAAUUCACAUUUAAACAAUUUAUGUCGUUGGAUCUCUUUUCUUAGAUGUAGCGUCUAUAAUAGGCAAUGUACUUAAUUUAUCGUGUGGCCGUAGAGUAUAUACCAUUUUAAUUGGGUAAAAUGCUUGCUCACUUCCAAAAGUUUUGUAUUCUUUGUAAAGGAUAAACAUUUACUUUAAGCGCCAUGGGUAAGGUAACGUCGAGGUAAAAUAAAUUUUCGCUACGACGUAUCAUGGGGACACAGUCAGACCAUUUAGGGUGGUAUCAUCUUCUAACCUGUUUCUAGAACAUGGUGUUAGUGUGUCUUCAUGCUUUUGGAUUGAGACUGACAGUGGAUAGGAAUUUAAGGAUAAAUUCAAAUAGAAAGGCUUAGAUAAUCACGACCUCAAGCUACAAAGGUUUCAUAUCGAUGGGCGUAACAUUGCCUCUGGAAAUGAGGCUAUCUGCUUGUAUAUGUAUACAUAUAGUCUAAUUUCGUUUAAGUCUGUGUGCUUAAGGAUUUGGUGUUAAGAUAAUAACAAUGCUAGGAUCUAAUGUUGCUACUGUGUCAUAUUAAGUUUCAAAUGCGGUUAAGUUGCCCUGUUCUAUUGUUCCACGUUGUAUUUGUAAUAUUGCUGAAUAUUCUAU